AUGGUGUUACGGGCGCUAGAGUUCUCGGAUUCGAUUUCCGAUUCGCCGUGGUUUCGGCAGAAUCUGCAUGACCACGAAGUGGCGUUGGACGAUGCCUUCAAGAACAUCAAGCUCAUCGAGAACCAGUGCAAAGAGCUCAUCGCGUGCACAAAAAGUAGGUCGAUUGCGUGGAAUUGUUGAGCACAUGCUAGCACAGGAAGCACUAGAAAACAAGCAACUUAUUGCAGAACUCUCGACGGCACAAAGGGCGUUUGCGAAGACGCUCAGCGAGUUUAAGAUCGAGACGGUCGGAACGAAUCAGACUGAUGAUGAGCGAUUCAUUGGUGAGAAAAUAGAAAAAAAACAAAUGAAUUGGAGGAGAUACUCUCAAUUCACCGCUCUUGCCCCUCGGUGUUUGCGUACUCAAGCCUAAUUUCAGAAAUUUUGGCUUGAGUCUGCAAACACCGAGGAGCAAGAGCGGUGAGUUGAGUUUAAAAGAAUGGGGUCAUUAAAAAUCAUUUCUCUGCCGAAUUGAAAAUCACAAUUUCAGCAACAUGCCUGAAAGAGUUUGCCAGUCUGAUAAACCAGGUCGAAGACGAGCGGAUGAAGCUAGUGAACCAGGCCGAAGAAAAUUACCUGGAGCCAAUAAAAAAGUUUCGGACGGAGGCGAUCGGCCGGACGUUGAAAGAAGAGAAGAACAAGUACGACAAAGAGAGCAGCAAGUUCUACGCGACUCUCGAAAAGCACCUUCAUCUGAGCACUGUGCGGAAGAAUGACUUCCGUGAGGCAGAUUCCCUUUUGGAGCUGCAGCAAAAAAGCUUCUUUCAGGCAUCGUUGCAGGUAAAUAACAGAAAAUAGAUAUGGAACCUAAUGAUUAUUAUUUUUGUUUUCAGUAUGUGGCCGAAGUGCAGUCUGUACAGGAAAGGAUGCGGUUCGAGUUCGUUGAAACUUUAGGAUCCUACGUUUACUCCUGGCUCUCUUUUUUCCACGUUGGUAAGUUUUUUGUCCGAAAAUGGACUGUUACGAGAAUGUCACUAUUUCAGGGAGUGUAAUACAUCAGGACUUCAAGCCAUUCCUUGACAAUGUACAAACAAAAGUGCAGAAGGUUAUUUCUGAAAUGUCUGCCUUUCACUUCCAUCUCAAUAUUUUCCAGACCAAAGAAAACUAUAUGGCCACGAAUGCAGAGGCGGAGGAAUUGAAGCUGAAGCUGCUCGCUUCGCAUACAAAAGUGAGUCAUUUUUUCCAUUUCGCAACUUCUCACCGCCAAUUGGUAUUGAAAUUACAGCCGGGUUCCGAAGAGAGACGGCCGACACCGUCGAUCAAGCAGGGAUACGUAUACAUGCAGGAAAAAAGCAAGAUACCAAGUAGGAGCCGUUCGCCCAUUAUUCUGAAAAGUCCAGCGAAUUUCAGAAACGAUCGGACGAGAUGUGCUGGGUCGCUGGACCAAGUAUUACUGUGUUUACUCGCGGGAAACUCGCAUUUUCACGAUGGUCAGUGCUAAUUCGGCGACGAAGACCGACAUGAAGAGUGCGGUUGCUCAGACGGCCACUUUCAAGUUCAAAUCUUGCUCGAGAAGACCUAUGGACAGUAUUGAUAAAAGGUGAGAAAAAAGAAGACAAGACGUCAGUUUGGAGAGAUGCCGAAAAACAAAAAUGAUGGAAUUUGGGUCAUAAAUUUGAGGCGAAAAGGAAGAAUCUGGAAUCUCCAGGGAGAAAAGUUUGCACGAAAAUGGGCGAAUCUCGAGACGAGAUCGCACAUUUUGCAUUUUCUUCCCACUUUUCGUUCCGUUUUCUGCUUUUCCUCGGAAGUUUCUGCUGAUAGACCAACACGUUCUAUUCUCAAUUCUCUUAGAUUCUGCUUCGACGUUUGCGUAGAAGAGAAGAACGACGUGAUGACAAUGCAGGCCCUUUCGGAAAAAGAUCUUUGCGAGUGGAUCGACGCAAUGGACGGCGCGAAGCAGAACGCUUACACUGCUGGCGAGAAUCCGUCGUGCUCCACUUACAAACAGAGUACGUUCCCGUUUAAUUUUCCUUCCCUUUGCCCCUUCCGACGCCUCCAUUCGUCCAUAAGUUUCCCUGUUUUGCCACCACCACCGCUUGGCCUAUGCAAAAACGGCUUCAAUUGUGAGUCGAAUACAUUUAUCUUUUCGUCGUCGUCGUCGUCCUCGAAAACCAUGACGAGGCAGAGGCGACGAUGGAUGUUGUUUUCGGGUUGGGUUUGGCUCCACCGCCUCCCGUUUCCGUGAGUCGUUUGUCGCCAGAAGCGGCGGCGGCGACGACGACUGCCGGCCCCCAGUAUAUCAGUAAUCCUUUUUCGGCGCCUUCUUCCCGCCUUGCCGGCUCCUCCCACUUCUCCUUCUUUCGGCCUUCGCCCCAAUUUCAAACAAAAUGUUUUGUAUGUGUCAAAUGGACUCGGCGACUACACGCUUUGGACUGCCGACGAAUUCACACUUUUACACUAGUCUAGCGUCCAGACUCUCAGAAGAUUGCAGUUUUAGCGACCGUUGCCUACCAUAUGGUUCAGACUUCUCAGAUCCUCACCAGCUCAAGCCACUGCACUUAGAAUUUUCCAUUGUACCGCGAACCAUAAGUUCUUACAGAGACAUUCAAAAUACAAUUCGGUGUGCUUUGGUGUUGACCUGAUUCCAGCUUCCCCUCCUUCCUUGCCGGUCCCUUGUGCUCGUCCUUCCAUCACCUUCCCUUUCCUUUCCCUUUAUUCUUCCUGAUCAAGCAUAUCUAUUUUACUUUAAUCCUAUCUUCUUUCAUUCAUUCCCUUUUUCGAUACCAUAUUCGAUAUUUCUCAUUCGAGCGCGUGGUGCUUUUGAGACGUAUCGCAUUUCUAAGCGAAAAUCAGGCGCCACGGAUGAAGAUUAAUGGUCGUCCGAUUCUCGGUUUUCUUCUCGGACAACAAAAGAAAACAAGCCUCUCUUAGCUCCGUCCCCUCAGCCGCUGGAAUAUUCUACUUUCAGUGCUGCGUGAAAUGCAAAAAAAGAUGUGGUGUUUGAUAAGAUUUUCGGGAAAAGGAUGGUAGUCGUGGGAGAGAAGUUGCUUCUUCUCUGCUCGUUUUGUGGUCGCGAAAGCUCCGGCGAAAGAAGAGUUUUCUCACGAAAAUGCAAACGCGCGUGGCUGGUUCCGAAAUAGGUUGGCGGGGCGGUACUCUUCGACUUGCGUGAGCCGGUGUGGGAGAGUGACGGAAUAUUUCAGAAAGAGUGUGAAAAACGACGAAGAAGAAAGGGAAGAAGUCACGGAAUUCCAAAUUAGGUCAGGUGAUUGGAAGAAGGGGGUGGAGGAAGAGUAGUGGAAGCAAAGUGACGUCUUUUGACUGCUGAUUCGUGCUUUCUGUCUGGACUAAACUACACAGACCCCAUCAAAAUAUCUGCGUUUCUUGGUUUCCAUGACCGUUCGCCUACGAACCUUUUAGUCGAAGCCAUAGUUACUUCGCGUCGAGAACACGGCGUCCACCCACAUUCUCCGGAAAGGCUUCUCUUGACUGCGAAUUCAUUCUGCAGAAAACGAGGAGUUUCUUUUUUCUCCGAAUCGACCGAUUCCAUUCAUUCUGCUGAUUCACACGUCUCGUCGCCCCCGUCUUCUUUUAAUAAAAUGGAAGAAGAGCUCUCCUGCAGCUCCUCGGCGGCUCAUUCCGGGUCGAAACGCGACUGGAAUCAUAAUAAUGAAUGUUCUUUCGCUUCUUGCGGCUCUUUUUCGCGCUGUUCAUGAUCGCUUCUUGGUUUCUCUUCUUCUCACAUUCCACAUCGUUUUCUUUAUAUUGUUCCAUUUGGACGACCGAUUGUAAGCACAUACGAUGGAGAAGAGGAAGAGUGCUUUGAAACUGAAGAAGCGAGAAAAAGAGAAUGAGAAAAGAGGAGAAGAAUGCAUCUGGAAGAGAUAAACAGGCUUUCGAGGAGGGCAGCAAGUCAGAAUCAGCUCAAUUCCGGGCCGCUUGACGUCAUUCAAAAAGAAGAAAGAAAACAGCAAAGGAAGAAGAAGAAGAAGACGAAGAAGAAGGCGAGAAGAAUGCCAAACGUGUGCGUCGUUAUUGCUUUUUGCGGGCAAGCCACCUCUUCUUCCACUGCUUUAUGUGAACGUCUUAAGACUGUACUCUGCAUAACCUCACGAUUCCGUUCAUCUCUUCUUCUUCUUUUUCUUCUUCGUGGUUCAUCUCAUGAGCUCAUCAAACAUUAAUCCACCCCUACUUCACGUCGCCUUUCUCCUUUCUUUGUCCUUUCUGUUGACGACCCGGAGCCGAAGGAGCAGCUCAAUGUAGCUCAUCGGUCCGCGCCAGAUCCCCGGGGAAAUUCGCGCAUUGGCACCUUCGUCUUGACUCAAAAGGCCUAGUUUCUUUCGUGUGAAAAACGAGCUGCACGUCACUUUUUGGGCGGACAAAGCCGGCAGUUGAUUACCUCUUGGCCGAAGGAUUUGCGUGGGAUGGCGUGAUGUUCUGAGUUUUGGUAAGAACAAAAUCUGGUCAGAGACAAUCCAAUUCGAGUGCCCUUUUUCAUUUGGCUGAUGGGCUCUCUCGAUUCCAUUGGCACUUGUCCGGUUUCGAGCCAAACAAUCGGUCUUUUCAUGUUAAAAACGAAAUUGGCUACGAUCGUGAACAAAUUAAAGCUAAUUCAGUGAAAUUCGAGUUAAUCAGUGAGAUGAAGAAUACAGUAGUCUUUGCGCUUUCUUUGUUUCCAUUGGCUUCUGAAUUAGCAAUACUACAACAAAUAAUUACAGCUACUCGUUAUUUCGAUAUUCCUAAAAGUCAGAAGGAUGAGUAUUCCCAAAAUUGGCGAAGUUCAUUGUAGUUUCCGACUCAUUUCUUCUCUUCUCUGUUCUUCCGUUUCAUUACCUCCCUUUGGCCUAAAAAGUGGCAUCCCCAAUCUUUGGCCCGGUUGGCUCUCUUCCAACUCACACACUCGGAGCUUCCAUUCUCGCGCUUCUCCGCCUAAAUUUCAUAAGCUCCCACAGCUCUCGUGGGUGAACAAUAGACUAAUGCCGGUCGAAAUCUCUUGUCCACGUGCACAAGCCGAUUGUUCUGAAUAGGUGUCAUUCUUCGAUUCUUGAUGCGCACAAAGCUCCUUCUCUGCGAGCUCCGCCCAUUUCAGUUAGCCUAUCUUUUCCGAUUCUUCUGCUUCUUCUGCCUUUUCCCGUCGAGCAUUCAUUAACUUUUCACGCGUACAUCGCGUGAUUUGAAUCGACGAAUGGAUUCUUCUCUCCUACGAUUUCCGCAGGCUCUCAGCUCCAAAAUGUUUCCUAUUUUACAUCGAAUUCCUCGUUUUCUUAUUUCUUCUUCUCACUUUACAAAAAUUCUCUGGGGAGUCAGGACAGUUGAGCUAAACAGCUAAAGUUGAAUGAUCAUUGUGCGGGCUGACAAUCAAUGUCUGACACCCGCUGGUCGACUGACUACGGUGUAUGGCAAAAAAGAGUGGGGAUCGACUAGGUAAUCACCAUCUUCCUCGCGUCCUCUUGCAUCUUAAAUGAGGGCGCAUCCAUCGUCUGCUUCUCAACUCUUCUUCUUCCACGUUGAAUUAUUCAUGAACAUUCUAGGGAAAUGAGGCCGCCCUUCUUCAGACUUACCGUCACUCCGCCCACUUUUCUUGUGUCUUCUUACGUGCUCUCUCAUAAUUCUCCGUCUCUUCCUCUCGUCGUCUCCUAAGUAGCCACAUCUAGAAAAGAGAAGAAGAUGAGUCGCGUGUACGAGAAACAGCGAAGUUCGUCGUUUGGCGACAGCACUCAGCCCAUGUUUGCAAUGGCUCAGCACCACCAGCAUCAGCAGGCGCUCGCCGCCUCCUCUCCUCGCAAGUUCAACAUCACCGACGGUCUCCGCUCGUUCCACAAAGCGUCGGCGUUUCUUCCUGGAUUCGUGGUCGACAACUGUAACGGUAAGCAUGCGAAGGAUACUGUAGCUGAAAUCUCUUCUGGAAUGGUCGACGGUGUUUUCGUAUUUCCACAUCUUCUCCCGCAGUCUUCUCCCUAAAAUUCAUUAGCACAAAAGCGUUGGGUGGUGGCGAAAACAAACAAUUGAUUGGGGGCGUCCGGGAUGGCUAAUUGACGUCGUCGUUGUCCGACCCACAGACGGCGACAUUAGCUCUCCACAAAAAGAGCGCCACAAAGUGAAGAAAUAAAGUGAUGUGCAUUUUGCAGCGCAACUUGAUGAUAUCGGAUUCGAAUUCGUUCAGCAAUGCAUUGAUAUUCUGGAAGAGAGCGGAAUUCACGAGCAGGGAGUAUACAGGAACUGCGGAGUGACGUCGAAAGUGCAGAAACUGAUGACGUUGGGGUUGGACCGCAGAAAAGCGAGUGAGAAAGGCGGGCUGAACCUGCGAGAUGAGGAAUGGGAAACGAAGACGAUCAGCAGUGCAGUAAAAACGUUUCUCAGGUGAGAAUAGAUGAAAAGUGUUUCGUAUUCGUGGAUCUUUUCAGAAACCUCCCCGAGCCACUGAUGACUUUCGAACUGCACAACGUUUUCAUCAACGCGGCCAAGAUGGGCGACGCCACAAUGAGAAUCGAUCACAUCCACUUCUACGUCCAUCAACUGCCUGCCCAACAUCGUCGGAUGCUUGAAAUUGUCGUCCGUCAUUUGAGAAGAGUGGCCGAUUUGUCCAACGCGAAUCUGAUGACUGUCAGCAAUCUGGGCGUCUGCUUCGGACCGACUCUGCUCCGUCCGAAGGAAGAGACAGUUGCUGCUAUCAUGGACAUUAAGUUCUGCAAUGUCGUUGUGGAAGUGCUCAUUUCCAAUUACGACAAGAUUUUCAAAACGAAACCGAAAUCGAGCAUCGGCUCGGCGGUCCCUCCGAAACCGGAUCAUCACACCCCUCACGAUAACGGACGUCCUCUGGCCACCCGCUCGUUUGGAACUUCUGCCCCAUCGCCAAUCACACACCGUUCCCGAUCUCCGAAAACACCCGGAGGCGUCGGAUCAAAGAUUGUGAGAAGCACACAAGUUGUGUCCAGUUCUUACUCGCGUGGAAUGCAGAAACGGGACGCAAUGUUCCCCUCGGAAAUCGCUCGUUACGGAGCUGGAUUUGACGUUUCUGAGAUCCGUGAUUUCGCCGCAGAGAAGUCUCCUCUCACUUCGCCCACCACUACUGCUCCGCUGGCCAGCGGCAGUGUCGAGGAGAUAGAUGAAGCGGCGAAAACAGAGCGGAACAGCUCGGAUUCACUCAACUCUCUCGGCUCGUUCGGAUCGAUCGGCGACGAGUCCACAGCUACCGUAGUUCCGGCUCCGGACGCGUUUGAGAAGUCUGUAAAACGUAAGUGCCGAGAAUUGCUGAUACUGUAAAACAGUUUAUGUUUACAGCCAAAUAUAGUGUUUCCUACGCGUCGACAUAUAAUCGGAUCCCAGCCGACUCGUGAGUUUCCCCUGUUCCCUCCUUCCCCUGCUCGUUUCUUAUGCAUGGUUUUGUUCUGCUCAGUCGUCUGUUCGUCCGUUCUUUUCUUCCCCGCCUCGUGCUCCCUCUCUCUUUCUAUCGCCUGUUUCCACUUUCCUUUAGAUCCAAACUGACUGCCUCCAUCUCGUGCACUGCCGUCGAUUCUACAGGCAUCGAGACGUCGUUCACAUCGAUAACCAGACAGAACUACUUGCGAGGAACUCUUGAUUCGUCAGCGAUGGGCUCCACUUACAAAUACCUGAGGUAUAACCGUUAUCUGCCUGUUCUAUCAUCCACCCCCGCAUUCUCAUUCACUUUCUAUUCUCUCUAUCACAAGCACACACACUCUAUCAUUGUUUCAUGUGGGCAUCGGUAGAUUGUGACGUGGCAUGAGCACAUCACUGGAAAUAACGCAAUUUGAAAUGCACAUAAAGUUAAUCGAAAAUUUCAGUCGACGCGUGAAGACACUCUACGCGUGCACUCCCGACCAUCAUUCGGAACUCUCUUUUGAGCCAGGACAGAUUAUCACCAACGGUAUGCUCUCCUUCUGAAGUCAUUGCCAACGACGUCAUCGAAAUGUUUUCAGUGUACGAAUCGAACGAAGACGGAUGGCUCGUUGGCACUCUGAACGGCAAGACGGGUCUGAUCCCGUCAAACUACGUGGAGCCGUUGCCGUGA
Molecule: messenger RNA, 8008 nt
Organism: Caenorhabditis sp. 36 PRJEB53466
Lineage: Eukaryota; Metazoa; Nematoda; Chromadorea; Rhabditida; Rhabditidae
Source: the annotation of a GenBank genome assembly